CUAAUGAGGUUCAUUAGUCCAAAUGCACAAAAUUAAGCUUAGCUAGCGACUAAUUAAUGGAUCUUUCUCUCUUAUUCCCACCACAAUAUUCUAUGUUUGCCAUCCUUGGCUUUCCACUGCUCCUAUUCUCUUUUCUGUGGAUAUCAAACAAUCUCUUCAAAAACAAGAAGAGAGAAGUACCACAAGCUGGUGGUGCAUGGCCGCUAAUCGGCCAUCUUCACCUCCUUGGGGGGUCACAACCACUCUAUAUUACCCUUGGUAACAUGGCGGAUAAGUACGGACCAAUCUUCACCAUCAAGUUUGGUUCGCAUAAAGUUUUGGUGGUGAAUAAUUCUGAAAUUGCUAAAGAGUGCCUCACUAUCAAUGACAAAGCCUUCGCCAGUCGACCAAAGUUUGUCUUCACGGAGCUCUUGGGAUACGACCGCUCCAUGUUUGGCUUCGCCCCUUAUGGACCUUAUUGGCGUCAAGUUCGAAAGAUCGCCACUCUCCAGCUCCUCUCAAACUACCGACUCGAGAUGUUCAGACAUGCUCGAGAAUCCACAAUAUAUGCAUCUCUACAAGAGUUAUAUGGACUAUGGAAAAAACAGAGAGAUAGCUCUGAUAAAGCAUCGGUGGACAUGAAAAAAUGGUUUACGGAUGCAAUUCGUAACGUGAUGGCGAAGAUUAUUGUAGGGAAGCAGCCGAAUAGUAGUGAUGCAGAGAGUGAAAGAUGGAUAAGGUUGUUGAAAGAAUUCAUGGAAUUAAGUGGGAGGUUUGUGUUAGGAGAUGCUUUACCUUUUUUGAGAUGGUUGGACAUAGGCGGUGAUGAGAAGACCAUGAAAAAAACGGCAGCCGAACUAGACCAAGUUGUAGAGGAAUGGUUACAAGAACACAAGCACCGAAGAAUCUCAGAUGAAACCAAAAGCGAUGAAGACUUCAUGGAUGCUAUGCUAUCAGUUCUUGGUGUCGAUAAUGAACAACUUGCUGAUAUCACUAUCAAAGCAACUUGUUUGGGAUUGACCCUUGCGAGCGUAGAGACCUCAGCAGUAACAUUGAUGUGGGCUUUGUCUUUACUACUAAACAAUCGGCAUGCUUUGAAAAAGUUGCAACAUGAAAUAGACACCAUUGUUGGUGAAGAAAGGAAAGUGAACGAAUCAGACUUAAAAAAUCUUGAUUAUCUUCAAGCAAUUAUCAAAGAAACAAUGCGUUUAUAUCCAGCUGCACCCCUCUUAUUACCUCACCAGUCAACUGAAGAUUGCAUUGUGAGUGGCUAUAAUAUUCCUGCAGGGAUUGUUAUGUUCAUCAAUCUUCCUAAAAUUCAACGCGACUCGUCCAUCUGGAUGGAUCCUGAUGAAUUCCAACCAGAAAGAUUUCUGGUGAGUAAUAAGGAGGUUGAUGUUAAAGGUAAGAAUUUUGAGCUGAUACCGUUUGGUAGUGGGAGAAGGAUAUGCCCUGGGAUCAACCUUGCGCUUCAAGUUAUGCAGCUUACCCUGGCUAAUUUGGUGCACGGAUUUGAGAUUUCAACCUUGUUAGACCAACCAGUUGAUAUGCAGGCAGGAGUAGGUCUGACCAAUUCUAAAGCUGCUCCACUUGAAGUCCUUAUAAUCCCGCGCCUUCCUGCUGGAGCUUAUUAAGAAGUGAAUUAAGGGCAUUAGCAAAAAGGCAUAUCACCGCAUGCGUGUGUUUUGUUUUGUGUUUCUCUUUUUUUUUUUUUCCUCCCAAAAUAAUGUUGGCCAGUUGCA
This is a messenger RNA of Rubroshorea leprosula, 1721 nucleotides long. NCBI's taxonomy places the organism in Eukaryota, Viridiplantae, Streptophyta, Magnoliopsida, Malvales, Dipterocarpaceae. The record is from the annotation of a GenBank genome assembly.